UCAUAUAUUUUUAAUUUUUUUUGCGACAAAAGAGAGAGAAUUUCACCGUCACAGCCGACGGCUGACUUUGCGACGGAGCAUGGAGAUCGUCAACCGGCAGCAGCGGAGCUCCGAAAGGAAGAUGUUUGGUCUCUGUCCUUUUUGGCAAACUUCGACGACGACAAACGACUUUUCCUCUUCUUCUUCGACUAGAAAUUUCAACCACAAUGGAAGCCGCCAUUUGGAGACGGUGCCCGUCAAGCGCUCAAAAACCGUCUCUUCCAUUGCCAGAUCUCUUCUUCCUCCCCGGCGCCGGCUUCGCCUCGAUCCUUCUAAUAACCUCUACUUCCCUUAUGAGCCUGGAACUCAGGCGAGAAGUGCGAUCAGGUUGAAGAACACUAGUAAAUCUCACGUGGCUUUCAAGUUUCAAACUACUGCCCCUAAGAGUUGUUUUAUGCGUCCACCUGGUGGAAUUUUGGCUCCAGGGGAAAGCAUUAUCGCGACUGUGUUUAAGUUUAUAGAGCGUCCAGAGAAUAAUGAGGUGCAGGUGGAUUUAAAGAGUAAGGUUAAAUUUAAGAUAAUGAGUUUGAAGGUAACAGCCGGAGUGGAUUACUUGCCUGAGCUUUUUGACGAACAAAGGGAUCAAGUGACUGUAGAAAGAAUUUUGCGGGUUGUAUUUCUGGAUGUUGGUCGGCCUAGCCCUGCAUUGGACAAACUUAAGCGUCAGUUAGCUGAGGCUGAGGCUGCUCUUGAAACACGCAAGAAACCCACCCCUGACACAGGUCCCCGGGUUGUCGGAGAAGGUCUUGUAAUUGAUGAAUGGAAGGAGCGAAGAGAAAAAUACCUGGCACGUCAGCAAGUUGAAGCGGUGGAUUCAACGUGAAGUGUUCUUUGAUUUGGCUGUAAGUGCUUUUUUUUCUUCUUUGGUUGAAUCCCUCAAUUUGCUCAUCAUUAGAGGAGGGAAGGUGAAAGAGAUGAGUUGAUGGAUCAGUUCAUGUAGAGGAGAACCACAUGUUCUCAUGCCAUUUUCAGCUUUAUGAACAUUGUAAAGGUCAAGGAACCCAACUUUUGGGCUAAUGCCAUCUUACUUGUAGAUAGUGGUUGUUCUUUUUGUCAUGGAAAUAAAUGUAAGGCACAAUGCAUUUUCAUAUUUGGUGCACUUUUUGAGGUUGGAGUGGUUAUAUACAUGUUAUAGGUGUUUAGCCUCGUUUUUCUGUUGAAAUAUUUGACUAUAGCAAUUGAAUUCGCUAGGGUUGUAUUGUACACUGCUAUUGUAGAUGAACAAGCUUGAAUUUUUCUCUGGUUUGAAGUGAU
Molecule: messenger RNA, 1293 nt
Organism: Hibiscus syriacus
Lineage: Eukaryota; Viridiplantae; Streptophyta; Magnoliopsida; Malvales; Malvaceae
Product: vesicle-associated protein 4-1-like
Exons: 8
Coding region: 80-862 (260 amino acids)
Biological process (GO): endoplasmic reticulum membrane organization
Cellular component (GO): endoplasmic reticulum membrane; plasma membrane
Source: RefSeq, a predicted model, not a curated record